AUGAAGAAGAAAUGUGUCGAAUUCAAAGUGAUGUCUAGAUUGCUACCAUUCGUGGUUAACAUCAUGGUGGCUCGAAGACUGACGCCAGAGGAGUACGGCGUUCCAACGGUUCACUUCCAGCUCAUCUCCACCAUCAUACUCACUUGUCGAGAGGGCUUCCGGCGUGCACUGAUGCGAGAUGCUGGCUCGGGCACGGCUGAUGGUGAUGUCACAGACGCAAGCCAAGAGGCAGCCGGUUGGCUUGUGAUCCCGAUAGGAGCGGCUCUGUCUGCAGGGGUUCCGUGUGCGGUUCUACGGCUCGGUGGGCUCGACAUGGUAAGAAUAGUUGAAAAGAUGCACAUGUGCAUCGAUAACCCAUAUGCCCAAGCUGUGGCCUCCUACGGGUUCUCAGCCUUUUUGGAAUUGUUGGCGGAACCAUUUUAUAUUCGAGCUCAGCGUAGGUCGAGAUUUCGUCUGCGAUUUGUCACUGAGACGGUGGCGACUAUUCUACGCAGUCUCGUGACAUUUUAUUUUGUGAAUUUCACGGAACAUCACGUCUCACUCGGAUUUGCUUAUGGUCAGCUUGCAUACGGAGUGACAAUUUUGAUUUGUUACGCAAUCGCACAGCUUGACUUCGCUUACUUCGGGUGUGCGCUUUUCCUCGGGAAAACAUCGGUGAAGUGGGGAGGAACACUACGGCUCGUGCAGACCUUUUCAACACAAGCCCUGUUGAAGUUGUUCCUUGCCGAAGGGGAAAAGGGCGUGUUGCUCUUGGUCGGGAAUGCAGAUUCGCAGGGGGUUUAUGGAUUAGUUUCUUCGCUGGGGUCGCUGUUCGUACGGAUCGUGCUACAGCCAUUUGAGGAAAUCGCAUUCGUCGCGUUUUCAAAAAAGCUUGAUUCGCAAACGACAAAGCGAAAGAAAAUUGAGAAUGAAGCGAAAGUGUUUGCGACUCUGAUGAGGGUUUCUGGGAUGCUCGGUCUUCUUGUGGCUGUGCAUGGUCCGCUUUACUCAGAACCCGCAAUUCGAUUGCUCUAUGGGAAGCGGUGGGCCGAUACAAAAGACGUGUCGAAAUCACUCGUGAUGAAGCCAAAUGAACUAAACGGUGCAAAUGUUGCGCUUUUGAGCUCGUCGCUGUUGAACAUCAUGAUGUCCAUUUAUCUUCAGCCUCGGGUUGGACCUACUGGUCUGAUAAUCUCGAAUAGUAUUUCGAUGUGUUUGCGUUUCGCUUACACGAUGCGUUUCGUUGUUAAUGAGCGCUUUCGCGGAUGCAAGUUGACGAUCGCGUCAUUCUUACCGCACCAUGUUGUUUGUCUUGCGUUUAUUGUUUCUCUCGUGACAACAACAGUCACAUCGAAGCUUGAUAUGGGGACACACAUUCUUGCUGGUUUCGUUUCCGUUUCGGGUAUCCUUAUGUCGAUUUUAUUCUACGAGCGCAACACUCUCACAAACAUGGUUGAGUUGAAGACGCGGAGCAAGAUGGACUAA
Molecule: messenger RNA, 1464 nt
Organism: Micromonas commoda
Lineage: Eukaryota; Viridiplantae; Chlorophyta; Mamiellophyceae; Mamiellales; Mamiellaceae
Exons: 8
Coding region: 1-1464 (487 amino acids)
Biological process (GO): dolichol-linked oligosaccharide biosynthetic process; glycolipid translocation
Cellular component (GO): endoplasmic reticulum membrane
Source: RefSeq, a predicted model, not a curated record